Molecule: messenger RNA, 1559 nt
Organism: Sceloporus undulatus (fence lizard)
Lineage: Eukaryota; Metazoa; Chordata; Lepidosauria; Squamata; Phrynosomatidae
Gene: SOX11
Product: SRY-box transcription factor 11
Exons: 1
Coding region: 217-1524 (435 amino acids)
Biological process (GO): neuron differentiation; negative regulation of transcription by RNA polymerase II; anatomical structure morphogenesis
Molecular function (GO): RNA polymerase II cis-regulatory region sequence-specific DNA binding; DNA-binding transcription activator activity, RNA polymerase II-specific
Source: RefSeq, a predicted model, not a curated record
CCGGCGGCUGCUGGGGCUGGGGCUGCGAGGGGAGGGGAAAGAGCCGGAGCGAGCCCUGGUCGUGUCGGGGGGAAGGGGCCACCAGCAGCCAAGACCCCCGAGGCGCUUGCACCUGCCCAGCUUGGGAGCAAGGAGGAGCCCAGCUGGAACAGCCAAGCCAGAGCUCGAGCAAGCGCCCGUCCCACCCCGCCCCCCGCCGCCGCCGCCGCCCCCAUCAUGGUCCAGCAAGCGGAGAGCCCCGAGGCGGAGAGCAACCUUCCCCGGGAGGCGAUGGACACGGAGGAAGGGGAGUUUAUGGCCUGCAGCCCGGUGGCGCUGGACGAGAGCGACCCGGACUGGUGCAAGACGGCCUCGGGCCACAUCAAGCGGCCCAUGAACGCCUUCAUGGUGUGGUCCAAGAUCGAGCGGCGCAAGAUCAUGGAGCAGUCGCCGGACAUGCACAACGCGGAGAUCUCCAAGCGCCUGGGCAAGCGCUGGAAGAUGCUCAAGGACAGCGAGAAGAUCCCCUUCAUCCGCGAGGCCGAGCGGCUGCGGCUCAAACACAUGGCCGACUACCCGGACUACAAGUACCGGCCCAGGAAAAAGCCCAAAAUAGACCCUUCGGCCAAGCCCAGUGCCAACCACAGCCCCGAGAAGAACCCCCCGCCCGGCAAUGGCAGCAGCAGCAGCAACAAGAGCUCCAAAGGCUCCUCCAAGAAAUGUAGCAAAGGGAAAUCCUCCUCCUCCUCCUCCUCUCCUUCCAAGGCCGGGACGAAGCUGGCCCCUCACCCGGGGGACUUGGCGGGAGAGGACUACCCCCAAUUCGGGGCUCUGAAAGUGGGCAGCAAGACCAUCAAGUGCGUCUUCAUGGAGGAGGAGGACGAGGAGGAGGAGGACGAGGAGGACGACCUCCAGCUGAGGAUCAAGCAAGAGGAGGAGGAGGAGGAGGACGACGAGGACCACCAUCACCACCACCACCAACAGCAGCAGCAGCAGCAGCAGCUGAGGCGGUACAACGUGGCCAAAGUCCCCGCCAGCCCCACCUUGAGCUCCUCGGCGGAGUCCACCGAAGGGGCCAGCCUCUAUGAGGAGGUCAGAGGAGGAGGUAGUAGUAGUAGUACCCCUCACGGUGGAGGUGCCGCCAACGCCAGCAGACUCUACUACGGCUUGAAGGGCAUGCCCAAGAGUGCCAGCCACCAGCAGCAGCAGCAAGCAAGCAGCCUGUCCCCGGCUUCCUCCAGGUCCAUCUCCACCUCUUCCUCCUCCUCCUCUUCCUCCUCCUCUGGCGAAGAGGCGGAUGACCUGAUGUUUGAUUUGAGCUUGAAUUUCUCUCAGCACCACCCUCAGUCGGCUUCGGAGCUGGGGGUGAGCUCGGCUUCGGGGAACCUCUCCCUCUCCCUGGUGGAUAAGGAUUUGGAUUCCUUCAGCGAAGGCAGCCUGGGCUCCCACUUCGAGUUCCCCGACUAUUGCACCCCGGAGUUGAGCGAGAUGAUCGCCGGCGACUGGCUGGAGGCCAACUUUUCCGACUUGGUUUUCACUUAUUGAGAAGAAGAAAGGGAGAGGAGGAGGAGGAGGAGGAG